This is a messenger RNA of Corvus hawaiiensis (hawaiian crow), 1761 nucleotides long. Its product is annotated as mRNA decay activator protein ZFP36L3-like. The record is from RefSeq and is a predicted model, not a curated record. The transcript has 2 exons. NCBI's taxonomy places the organism in Eukaryota, Metazoa, Chordata, Aves, Passeriformes, Corvidae. Bases 144 to 1106 code for a protein of 320 amino acids.
AGCCCCGGUAUAUCCCGGCAGGCUUUGCGGCAGCGACGCCUCGGUGUAUCCCGGAAGGCUUUGCGGCAGCGAGGCCCCGUUAUAUCCCGGCAGGCUUUGCGGGAGUUAGGCCCCGGUAUAUCCCGGCAGGCUUCGCGGCAGCUAUGCCUCGGUGUAUCCCGGCAGGCUUUGCGGCAGCGAGGCCCCGGUGUAUCCCGUCAGGCUUUGCGGCAGCGAGGCCCCGUUAUAUCCCGGCAGGCUUUGCGGGAGUUAGGCCCCGGUGUAUCCCGGCAGGCUUUGCGGCAACGAGGCCUCGGUGUAUCCCGGCAGGCUUUGCGGCCAAAACGCCCCGGUAUAUCCCGGCAGGCUUUGCGGCAGCGAGGCCUCGGUGUAUCCCGGCAGGCUUUGCGGCAGCAGUAACGCCCCGGUGUAUCCCGGCUGGCUUUGCGGCAGUAACGCCCCGGUGUAUCCCGUUAGGCUUUGCGGCAGCGACGCCCCGGUAUAUCCCGGCAGGCUUUGCGGCAGCGAGGCCCCGGUAUAUCCCGGCAGGCUUUGCGGCAGUAACGCCACGGUAUAUCCCGGCAGGCUUUGCGGCAGCGAGGCCUCGGUGUAUCCCGGCAGGCUCUGCGGCCCAAACGCCCCGGUGUAUGCCGUUAGGCUUUGCGGCAGCUAUGCCUCGGUGUAUCCCGUUAGGCUUUGCGGCAGUGACGCCCCGGGGUAUCCCGACAGUCUUUGCGGCAAUAAAGCCUCGGUAUAUCCCGGCAGGCUUUGCGGCAGUAACGCCCCGGUAUAUCCCGACAGGCUUUGCGGCAGCUAGGCCCCGGUAUAUCCCGGCAGGCUUUGCGGCCAAAACGCCCCGGUAUAUCCCGGCAGGCUUUGCAACAAUAAAGCCCCGGUAUAUCCCGGCAGGCUUUGCGGCAGCGACGCCCCGGUAUAUCCCGACAGGCUUUGCGGCAGCAGUAACGCCCCGGUGUAUCCCGGCAGGCUCUGCGGCAGCUAGGCCUCGGUGUAUCCCGGCAGGCUUUGCGGCAGCGAAGCCCCGGUAUAUCCCGGCAGGCUUUGCGGCAGCGAGGCCUCGGUGUAUCCCGGGGGCUUUGCGGCAGCUAGGCCUCGGUAUAUCCCAUUAGGCUUUGCGGCAGCUAGGCCUCGGUGUAUCCCGGCAGGCUUUGCGGCAGCGAGGCCUCGGUGUAUCCCGGCAGGCUUUGCGGCAACGACGCCUCGGUAUAUCCCGGCAGGCUUUGCGGCAGUAACGCCCCGGUGUAUCCCGGCAGGCUGUGAGGGAGUUAGGCCCUGGUGUAUCCCGGCAGGCUUUGCGGCAGCGACGCCCCGGUAUAUCCCGGCAGUCUUUCCGGCAGCUAGGCCUCGGUGUAUCCCGUUAGGCUUUGCGGCAGCAAAGCCCCGGUAUAUCCCGACAGGCUUUGCGGCAAUAAAGCCUCGGUGUAUCCCGUUAGGCUUUGCGGCAGCGAGGCCUCGGUAUAUCCCGGCAGGCUUUGCGGCAACGACGCCUCGGUAUAUCCCGUUAGGCUUUGCGGCCAAAACGCCCCGGUGUAUCCCGGCAGGCUUUGCGGCAGCAGUAACGCCCCGGUAUAUCCCGAUAGGCUUUGCGGCAGCAGUAACGCCCCGGUGUAUCCCGGCAGGCUUUGCGGCAGCUAGGCCCCGGUAUAUCCCGGCAGGCUUUGCGGCAGCGAGGCCUCGGUGUAUCCCGGCAGGCUUUGCGGCAGCUAGGCCCCGGUAUAUCCCGGCAGGCUUUGCGGCAAUAAAGCCUCGGUGUAUCCCGGCAGG